This is a messenger RNA of Mus caroli (Ryukyu mouse), 2199 nucleotides long. NCBI's taxonomy places the organism in Eukaryota, Metazoa, Chordata, Mammalia, Rodentia, Muridae. The record is from RefSeq and is a predicted model, not a curated record.
GCGGGGGAGGAGCCGGGUCCACUGCCGGGUGGAGGGGCAAGGCGAGUGUCCUUAUCCUACCGACCGGGGCCCGGGCCUGGGAGCCAGUUGGAGUCGCGGCAGCGUGAACGAUCGGGCCGAGCGGAAGCAGACAUGUUGCUCUUCGUUGAGCAGGUGACAUCUAAAGGCACUGGUUUAAAUCCUAAUGCCAAAGUAUGGCAAGAAAUUCCUUCUGGAAAUCCAGAUGGCACUCCUGUAACUGAACCCUCUUGGCAUGAAACUGCAGCCACAUCUGGAUCUCACCCUGAAGGCAAUACAGAACUUUCAGAAGAUAUGUGUAAGGAAUAUGAAGUAAUGUAUUCUCCAUCUUGUGAAACCACAAGAAAUACUGCAGACGUUGAAGAGUCCACUGAUGGGAUGAUCUUAGGACCUGAAGACCUGAGUUACCAACUAUAUGAUGCUCCUGGAGAAAGCAGCUCAGCAAUUUCUACAGAAGAUUUAAAAGAAUGUCUGAAAAAACAAUUGGAAUUCUGUUUCUCACGAGAAAAUUUAUCAAAGGACCUUUACUUGAUAUCUCAAAUGGAUAGUGAUCAGUUCGUCCCAAUAUGGACAAUUGCCAACAUGGAAGAAAUAAAAAAAUUGACUACAAAUACAGAUUUAAUUCUUGAAGUAUUGAGAUCUUCCCCUAUGGUACAAGUUGAUGAGAAGGGAGAAAAGGUGAGACCAAGUCAUAAGCGAUGUAUUGUGAUUCUCAGAGAGAUUCCUGAGACAACGCCUGUAGAGGAAGUGAAAGCUUUGUUUAAAAAUGAAAACUGCCCCAAAGUGAUAAGCUGUGAGUUUGCACACAACAGCAACUGGUACAUCACUUUCCAGUCAGACACAGAUGCACAGCAGGCUUUUAAAUACUUAAGAGAAGAAGUUAAAACAUUUCAGGGCAAGCCAAUCAUGGCAAGGAUAAAAGCCAUCAAUACAUUUUUUGCUAAGAAUGGUUAUCGAUUAAUGGAUUCUAGUAUGUAUACUCAACCUAUUCAGACUCCUACCCAGUACCCCUCAGCAGUCUUCAUGCAACCAGUGUACAAUCCUCAGCAGUACUCAGUGUAUAGUCUUGUGCCUCAGUCUUGGUCUCCAAGUCCUGCACCUUAUUUUGAAACAGUGUGUGUCUUUUUUAGUGUGAAGCCUCAUUUUAGGUCAUCCAGUGGUUCAGAACACUCAACAGAGGGCUCCGUGUCAUUGGGAGAUGGACCACUGAGCAGAUCUAGUUCAAGGAUCUUUCUUUCUGAACGCCAUAACCCAACAGUAACAGGGCACCAGGAACAAACUUAUCUUCCAAAGGAGGCUCCCAUUUUACAGAUGGAACAGANUGGGGACUUCGGAAGAGGCAGGCGAACUCUCUUCAGAGGCCGAAGGCGAAGGGAUGAUGACAGGAUCCCAAGACCGCAACCUGCAGCAACUGAAGCCAAGGCUCCAACUCCAAAGUUUGACUUACUUGCUACAAAUUUCCCUCCUUUACCUGGAAGCUCAUCGAGAGCGCCAGAUGAACUUGGUUUGGAGAAUAGAAUGUCUGAUGUCGUUAAAGGUGUCUACAGAGAAAAGGACAGUGAGGACGUGAGAGUUAGUUGCCCAGUGCCUGCAGAGGACGGACAGACAGACUGCACUUCUGCGCCACUCAGCAUAAGUCCUAGUCCUCCAUGUACAGCUGAGCCUCCUGUGUUAAGCACAACUCAGCAAGAGAAGGAUCAAAUGGAGGACUCUGUUGUUCCAAAGGACAUUCUCAACCCAGUAGCUGUGCCAGUGUCUUCUCCAACUGCUACCAAGCCAUCAAGGGCAAAUACUGCUUCACCUUGCAAUAGUGACGUAAAUCCACCUAUAGCCGUGGCCCUACAGGAACCUCGAAAGUUAAGCUAUGCUGAAGUGUGUCAGAAGCCUCCUAAAGAGCCAUCUCCAGUUCUCGUACAGCCGCUGCGGGAACUCCGGUCCAAUGCAGUAUCUCCCACCAGAAAUGAAGAGAACGGAGCUCCCGAGAANCCNNAUGAGAAGCCGCAUGAGAAACCAGAAACAAGGGCUAGUAAGGAUCAUUCUGGCUUCCGAGGCAACACCAUUCCCAGGGCUUGUGGACGUUGUACAUCGUGUUUUGCCAAAGACUCAGUGGCGUUUAAAAGAGUUCUAUCUACGUUCUUACCCACCUGUAUUUUGGAGACGGAUGAAGCCUUCCAGGGAUAG